Molecule: messenger RNA, 646 nt
Organism: Arachis duranensis
Lineage: Eukaryota; Viridiplantae; Streptophyta; Magnoliopsida; Fabales; Fabaceae
Product: STS14 protein
Exons: 1
Coding region: 86-589 (167 amino acids)
Source: RefSeq, a predicted model, not a curated record
GUAAAUCCACUUCUCCAUCUCUAUCCACACCUUAAGAAAAGACUUCCUUUCACCUACACACACUACUCUGCAUCCUAAAUUCAAAAUGCAGCGUUAUACUCUGUUCUCGCUUCUUCUUCUACUUGCCAUGUUCCUUCUCGGAAGCCAAGGAGCAACGACACCGCCAGCGAAGGAGUACUUAGACGCACACAACGAAGCAAGAGCCGCAGUGGGAGUUCAACCUCUCAGCUGGAGCGACAAGCUGGCCAACGCCACCAGCCUAAUGGUGCGCUACCAGAGGAACAACAUGGCCUGCCAGUUCGCCAACUUAACGGCCAGCAAGUACGGCGGCAACCAGCUCUGGUCGGGAUCUGCGGCCGGCGUGGCGCCACGCACGGCGGUGGAGGAGUGGGUGAAGGAGAAAGACUUCUACAACCACAGCAGCAACACGUGCGUGUCGAACCACGAGUGCGGCGUUUACACGCAGGUGGUGUGGAGGAACACGGUGCAGCUUGGUUGCUCCCAAGCCAUUUGCGUCAAGGACAAAGCUAGCUUGACCAUUUGUUUCUAUGACCCCCCUGGAAAUGUCAUUGGAGAGUCUCCUUACUGAUCCUCGUGUAUUCUCAAUUCCCAAAUAAAAAUCAAUUUCGUUUUCUCUUUCUUUUUA